AUGCGGAGAGCUGGUUAUGUCUUCUUUAAUUUGCUGAGGUCACUCGAGACAGCNUGUUUCCACCGGCGUCUCUUCUUCUUCUUCAAUUUUCUCUCAUCUGAUUUGAUCGACCAACUAAAGGUCAAGAACCACCUGUGGCCUAAUUUUGAUGCUCAUAGGGGAGUGCUGCUGAACUAUUAUCGUCUUACCGAAAGCAAGGUACCAAAUCGCAUCGCUAUAGUGUUUAACCCUAGAUACUACACUGCUUUUGGCUGUCUCAAGGAGUGUCUUCAUCUGCUCACAGCUGAUAUAGGACCGGGCUCUUCGACUGCCACUAGAGCUGCCAAAGAGUGUAAACAUGGAGAGGUUACAUGUCCUCCAAAAGGUGAAACUUUGCAACUUCGUGGGGCUCUUAAGCUCCUCUCUAAACCACCGGAGGAUUUUCCGGUUUCUUGGUGUGGGUUUUAUGGGUCUUUGGCAAUUUCUCGUCCAAAGCGUGGGGGAUCACAGGUAGUGGUUAUGCAGCUUUUGCUUUUUUUUUCAGGCUGGUCCUCAAGCUUUGUGAAGUGGUUGGUGCCUCCUAUUCUAACUGAGCCUGGAAAGGUCAAGAACCACCUGUGGCCUAACUUUGAUGCUCAUAGCGGAGUGCUGCUGAAAUAUUAUCGUCUUACCGAAAGCAAGUGUAGAGUUGGUGAGAACCGAACUGCAUCCGGGUAGGGAGAUUUUUUGAAUUACUCCCUAACAGCUUUGUCGUUAUGUUGUCAAAGGAUCACAACAACAAGCAGCAAUAUGGACUGGCCUCAAGGAUUGUCAAAUUUGCUCAGAUACUACCAGAGAAAGGCAUCACUGGACAUGAUGAUGACAUGCUAAAGCGCAAAACCAUUUAUGGUUUCAGAGGUUUCUCUCAGAAUGCUUGCCAUGAUCUCACUUUGAUCAUUUUGAUGGUUGUUACAGUAGCGUCUUUAGCACUUGGGAUAAAAAAAAAAAAAAAAAAAAAAUCAGAGGGUAUAAAAGAAGGAUGGUAUGAUGGAGGAAGCAUUGCGUUUGCAGUGAUUCUUUUGAUUCUUGUCACUGCUGAUAGUGACUACAAACAGCCUCUCUCAACAUUGGCAAUCAGGUUCCUGCGCAUUGAGUGCUACCUUGACUGGAGAGAGCAAAGUCGAGUGUUUUCUUGUCUAUCAUAGUGAAAUUGUUGACUUUAGUUGCCUGCAACUGCAACUCAUCAUCGCCUUGGCUGGGGAACCAAGGUUUAAAACUGGAGUAAUGAUUGAUUCAUAUGUUUUUCUCUCCUUCAGCUGGGAAUGAAUUCGAGACAACCACAUCAUCUGCAACUUUAAAUUUAUAAUAAAUAACUCACUACAUCA
Molecule: messenger RNA, 1343 nt
Organism: Camelina sativa (false flax)
Lineage: Eukaryota; Viridiplantae; Streptophyta; Magnoliopsida; Brassicales; Brassicaceae
Source: RefSeq, a predicted model, not a curated record